Mandrillus leucophaeus (drill) is the source of this 4122-nucleotide messenger RNA. It is a transcript of the gene CLUH, whose product is annotated as clustered mitochondria (cluA/CLU1) homolog. Gene Ontology annotation, molecular function: protein binding; mRNA binding. Gene Ontology annotation, cellular component: cytoplasm. Gene Ontology annotation, biological process: intracellular distribution of mitochondria. Bases 101 to 3892 code for a protein of 1263 amino acids. Lineage: Eukaryota; Metazoa; Chordata; Mammalia; Primates; Cercopithecidae. The record is from RefSeq and is a predicted model, not a curated record. The transcript is spliced from 25 exons.
CCCGCCCGACGGGCAGCGAGCGGCAGGGAGUCUCCCCGAGGCCCCGCCCCGAGAGGGCGCCCAGCCUCCCUGGGCCUUGAGUCAGGAGCUGCCAUCAGUCAUGCUCUUAAACGGGGACUGCCCAGAGAGCCUGAAGAAGGAGGAAGGGGCGGCCGAGCCACCCAGGGAAAAUGGGCUUGAUGAGGCCGACCCGGGAGACGAGACCACCGGCCAGGAAGUCAUUGUCAUUCAGGACACGGGCUUUUCUGUGAAGAUCCUCGCCCCUGGGAUCGAGCCCUUCUCCCUGCAGGUGUCCCCACAGGAGAUGGUGCAGGAGAUCCACCAGGUGCUCAUGGACCGUGAGGACACGUGUCACCGCACCUGCUUCUCGCUGCACCUGGACGGCAACGUGCUGGACCACUUCUCGGAGCUGCGCAGUGUUGAGGGGCUGCAGGAGGGCUCCGUGCUGCGCGUGGUGGAAGAGCCGUACACGGUGCGUGAGGCCCGCAUCCACGUGCGCCACGUCCGAGACCUGCUCAAGAGCCUGGACCCAUCCGAUGCCUUCAACGGGGUUGACUGCAACUCCUUGUCCUUCCUGAGUGUCUUCACCGACGGCGACCUGGGAGACAGCGGGAAGCGGAAGAAGGGCUUGGAGAUGGAUCCCAUCGACUGUACACCGCCCGAGUACAUCCUGCCAGGGAGCCGGGAGCGGCCACUGUGUCCCCUGCAGCCCCAAAACCGCGACUGGAAGCCCUUGCAGUGCCUGAAAGUACUCACCAUGAGCGGCUGGAACCCGCCCCCGGGGAACCGGAAGAUGCAUGGGGACCUCAUGUACCUGUUUGUGAUCACGGCCGAGGACCGGCAAGUCAGCAUCACCGCGUCCACACGGGGCUUUUACCUGAAUCAGUCCACGGCUUAUCACUUCAACCCCAAGCCCGCCAGCCCCCGCUUCCUCAGCCAUUCCCUGGUGGAGCUGCUCAACCAGGUCAGCCCGGCCUUCAGGAAGAACUUCGCUGUGCUGCAGAGGAAAAGGGUCCAGCGCCACCCGUUCGAGAGGAUCGCCACCCCAUUCCAGGUGUACAGCUGGACAGCACCCCAGGCGGAGCAUGCCAUGGAUUGCGUGCGCGCAGAGGAUGCCUAUACCUCGAGGCUGGGCUACGAGGAGCACAUUCCUGGACAGACCCGAGAUUGGAAUGAGGAGCUGCAGACGACGAGGGAGCUGCCUCGCAAGAACCUGCCUGAGCGGCUGCUCCGAGAAAGGGCCAUAUUCAAGGUGCACAGCGACUUCACCGCGGCAGCCACCCGGGGUGCCAUGGCCGUCAUUGACGGCAAUGUGAUGGCCAUCAACCCCAGCGAGGAGACCAAGAUGCAGAUGUUCAUCUGGAACAACAUCUUCUUCAGCCUGGGCUUCGACGUCCGAGACCACUACAAGGACUUCGGGGGGGACGUGGCAGCCUACGUGGCGCCCACCAACGACCUGAACGGCGUCCGCACCUACAACGCGGUGGACGUGGAGGGGCUGUACACGCUGGGCACGGUGGUGGUGGAUUACCGCGGCUACCGCGUCACGGCCCAGUCCAUCAUCCCCGGCAUCCUGGAGCGGGACCAGGAGCAGAGCGUCAUCUACGGCUCCAUCGACUUCGGGAAGACCGUGGUGUCGCACCCGCGGUACCUGGAGCUGCUGGAGCGCACGAGUCGGCCCCUCAAGAUCCUGCGGCACCGGGUGCUCAACGACCGGGACGAGGAGGUGGAGCUCUGCUCCUCGGUCGAGUGCAAGGGCAUCAUUGGCAACGACGGGCGCCACUAUAUCCUCGACCUGCUGCGCACCUUCCCCCCAGACCUCAACUUCCUGCCGGUGCCUGGCGAGGAGCUGCCUGAGGAAUGCGCCCGCGCCGGCUUCCCGCGCAUGCAGCAGAAAGCCAGCCAGCUGGAGACCCCCUCCUCCCUGGAAAAUGGUGGUCCUUCCUCCUUGGAGUCCAAGUCUGAGGACCCUCCAGGACCAGAGGCGGGAAGUGAGGAGGAGGGGAGCAGUGCCAGUGGCCUGGCCAAGGUGAAGGAGCUGGCAGAGACCAUCGCCGCAGACGACGGCACAGACCCUCGGAGCCGGGAGGUGAUCCGCAACGCGUGCAAGGCGGUCGGCUCCAUCAGCAGCACCGCCUUCGACAUUCGCUUCAAUCCUGACAUCUUCUCACCAGGGGUUCGCUUCCCUGAGUCCUGCCAGGAUGAAGUUCGGGACCAGAAGCAGCUGCUGAAGGACGCGGCUGCCUUCCUGCUCUCCUGCCAGAUCCCUGGCUUGGUGAAGGACUGCGUGGAGCACGCGGUGUUGCCCAUGGACGGGGCGACGCUGGCUGAGGUGAUGCGCCAGCGUGGCAUCAACAUGCGUUACCUGGGCAAGGUGCUGGAGCUGGUGCUGCGGAGCCCGGCCCGCCACCAGCUGGACCACGUCUACAAAAUCGGCAUUGGAGAACUCAUCACCCGCUCGGCCAAGCACAUCUUCAAGACGUACUUACAGGGAGUCGAGCUCUCCGGCCUCUCAGCCGCCAUCAGCCACUUCCUGAACUGCUUCCUGAGCUCCUACCCUAACCCUGUGGCCCACCUGCCCGCCGACGAGCUGGUCUCCAAGAAGAGGAAUAAGAGGAGGAAAAACCGGCCCCCCGGGGCUGCAGAUAACACAGCCUGGGCUGUCGUGACCCCCCAGGAGCUCUGGAAGGACAUCUGCCAGGAGGCCAAGAACUACUUUGACUUCCACCUCGAGUGUGAGACUGUGGACCAGGCUGUGGAGACCUACGGCCUGCAGAAGAUAACACUCCUGCGGGAGAUCUCGCUGAAAACAGGGAUCCAGGUCCUGCUGAAGGAGUACAGCUUCGACAGUCGCCACAAGCCCGCGUUCACCGAGGAGGACGUGCUCAACAUCUUCCCCGUGGUCAAGCACGUCAACCCCAAGGCCUCGGAUGCCUUCCAUUUCUUCCAGAGCGGCCAGGCCAAAGUGCAGCAGGGCUUCCUGAAGGAGGGCUGUGAGCUCAUCAACGAGGCCCUGAACCUGUUUAACAACGUCUACGGAGCCAUGCACGUGGAGACUUGCGCCUGCCUGCGCCUCCUCGCCCGCCUCCAUUACAUCAUGGGCGACUACGCAGAGGCCCUGAGUAACCAGCAGAAGGCAGUGCUGAUGAGUGAGCGGGUGAUGGGCAUCGAGCACCCCAACACCAUCCAGGAAUAUAUGCACCUGGCCCUGUACUGCUUCGCCAGCAGCCAGCUGUCCACGGCGCUGAGCCUGCUGUACCGCGCCCGCUACCUCAUGCUGCUGGUGUUCGGGGAAGACCACCCCGAGAUGGCGCUGCUGGACAACAACAUCGGGCUGGUGCUGCACGGGGUGAUGGAGUACGACCUGUCGCUGCGCUUCCUGGAGAACGCGCUGGCCGUCAGCACCAAGUACCACGGGCCCAAGGCCCUCAAGGUGGCCCUCAGCCACCACCUUGUCGCCCGCGUCUACGAGAGCAAAGCUGAGUUCCGGUCGGCCCUGCAGCACGAGAAGGAGGGUUACACCAUCUACAAGACGCAGGUGGGCAGGCCGCGCUGCGGCAGGGGUGGGGCUGUGGCUCCCUGCAGCCCAGCGGGCGCGGGAGCCCCGCUCACGGCUCCUUUCCCCGCCCCGCAGUUCACAGCCCCCAGCAUGGCCAGCGUCUUGGAGCAGCUGAACGUCAUUAACGGCAUCCUCUUCAUUCCUCUCAGCCAAAAAGACCUGGAGAAUCUGAAAGCCGAGGUGGCGCGGCGGCACCAGCUCCAGGAGGCCAGCAGAAACAAGGAUAGGGCCGAGGAGCCCAUGGCCACCGAGCCCGCGCCAGCGGGGGCCCCAGAGGACCUGGGCUCCCAGCCCCCGGCUGCCAAGGACCCUUCUCCCAGCGUGCAGGGAUAGAGAGGGAGACAGACGGACAGUCAGCCAGCGGCCCCGUCACCAGGGAGCCAGACUCCAGGAGAAGGGGGCGUGCCUGCGGGCGGAAGAGGAAGCAAGGCCCUCUUCUUCCACGUUUCACCCCACCCCACCCCCGUAUCUUCCUGGGACCCUGGCCUGCCUGCCCCGCAAAUGGUGUUUUUGCACUGGUUCAAUGAAUAUAUGAUGCAGAGGCCCCAUUGAAGACACGUGAA